This is a messenger RNA of Paramecium sonneborni, 728 nucleotides long. The record is from the annotation of a GenBank genome assembly. Lineage: Eukaryota; Ciliophora; Oligohymenophorea; Peniculida; Parameciidae.
AAAUGAGAGGCCCAAAAUAUGUCGAAUAGGAUAUAAUAAAAAAAGUAUGCUAUGCUGAAUAGUUCUAAUAGCAUAAAUUCAAAUUACUUAAUACAAAAUCUGAUCCUCAUCUUUCUAAAAAAGUAUAGCAUUCUAUUAAUAUAGCAUAUUUUAUCAGACAAUGAUAAAUAUUAAUAAAUUAGGGCUAAUAAAUUUUAUACAAAACUUUAAGUAGAUUUAUAGAAAGAAUAACGUCUCUUUAAAGAGAAUGCUAAGAUUUUAAAUCGUAUUGUUGAUAUUGGAAAUUAAAAAACUUAUUCUUCAAUGCCAAAAAGAUCCAUUACUCGUUAAAGUUCAGCCAAUUCAAUUAAAUCUCUUAAUUUGUCAUAUCGAAAACAAGAAGCAAAAAAAAUUGUUGGAGAAAAUGAAAAAUUAAUGUAGCGGUUAUAAAGAACUCCAUCUUCUUUUAGAAAUAAAGAUACUUUACUCAAAGACUAUAAGAAGUAACGAUUUCAAUUUAAUCAAGAACUUUGGAACUCAAAAAUAGAAUUUCUAAAUAUUCAUAAUAAAAUUAAUAAAAGAUGGGUAAAAUCGUUGAGAGAUUGACUAAAACAACUACAAAUCCAAAAUACUCAAAAACUAAUUAAAGUAGAACCAGUGCUCCAAGUUAUAAGAAUUCAGCUUUAUCUAAAUUAAGAAUUGAACCUGAUAAUUAAAAAUAAAAAUUACAAUUUCCAAGAAUAAAAUGA